AGAUGGCCGUGCAGUGGCUGCGCGUUCCCGUGAAUCAGAAACGGGUUCUGUGGACGGUCAGCCGAAGGCGAGCCAACUCAGCGCAGUCCUCUUCAGCACCCUGUGGUGAAAAAUAAGAACGUCGCAGGUUUGGUCUGGAUUUAUGUGCAGCUGAAGAGGAGCCUGACUCCUGGAACACUACUUAAAAUCUAAUGACAGAAGACUCCUUGGAGAGUUUUGCAUUGUAGCUCUGUAGCUGGGCAGCCUGGCUGCCUCCCUGCCUCCAGAUGAAUGAAGAGCACUCCGGAUCGCAGAGACACUGCUGAUACAGGGCAUGCAGGUGUUUCUGCAAAUAUGAUGAAGAAAAAAAAUCCCAAUAAGAAACAUAAGAGCAAUCUGGGUCCAACCACCAAAGUUCUGUCACAGCCACAACGCAACAUUGUCGGCUGCAGGAUCCAACACAUCUGGAAGGAUGGAAGUGGGCAUGUAGUAUGGAAAGGGACGGUGCUCGACCAGGUGCCAGUGAAUCCAUCUCUUUAUCUGAUAAAGUAUGAUGGCUUUGACUGUGUCUACGGUCUGGAGCUCCACAAGGAUGAGAGAGUUCAGGGCCUGGAGGUUCUCCCUGACCGACUGGCUAAAUCCCGCCUGACAGAUGUCAAUUUAGCAGAUACAAUGAUAGGAAAAGCGGUGGAACAUAUGUUUGAGACAGAGGAGGGUCCAAAGGAAGAAUGGCGGGGAAUGGUGCUGGCCCGGGCUCCCAUCAUGACCACCUGGUUUUAUAUCACCUAUGAGAAAGACCCUGUCCUCUACAUGUACCAGCUGCUGGAUGACUUUAAAGAAGGAGACCUCCGCAUCAUGCCUGACUCUAAUGACAGUGUCCCAGCUGAGAGGGAACCAGGUGAGGUGGUGGACAGUCUGGUGGGCAAACAGGUGGAGUAUGCCAAAGAGGACGGAGGCAAACGAACAGGCAUGGUCAUCCAUCAAGUGGAGGCCAAGCCUUCUGUAUACUUCAUCAAGUUCGAUGACGACCAUCUCAUUUAUGUCUAUGACCUGGUCAAAACUUCAUAAGACAUUGCAGACAUCCUGGGCCCCUUCUCCCAGGACAGAAACAAAACACGAGACACAUGUUGACACAUCUGAAACACACCCAAUCCAGUACUUGCUCUGCAGACCCUUAACGACUACAGCCCUUUUAAAACCAUAAUGUUAUUGUAUACUGUGAAAAGUAGAUGAAAAGACAGCAGACCAAGUCAGCAAUUAUGUCAACUUACAGUAUGUAAUUCAGACUUAACUAGUACUUCGAAAAACAAUGUGAUUGAGAAACCAAGUCAUUGUACUUGUAGAACGCCAUUGAUUUCCAUAAUGGUUAGGUAGGUAGCAAUGUAGCAACAUGGUAGGUAUUUCUUUGUUAACUAACAAGCUACAAGAAGCCACAAUUUGCCAGUGCUGGUUAGUGUAAAAGGCAAUGAAAAAAUAGACCUCAUACUCCGAAUAAGAGGACAUGCAGCUUGUAUUAUUUCAGAAUCUUGACACAAAAAAAGACAUCCUCAUCCUUGUCCGUCACAUCUAUUAUUUACUUUUAUAAUUUGAAGGCCACGAAAAGAACACACAUCUGAAUCGUGGUAUACCGAGCCUGAAACAAUGUUAACUACUUUUGUUUCUAAUUCAACUUUAUACAUUGUUGAGAAUUGAUAUGUGUAAUCAAAGUCCGAAAAAAAGAUACUGUAAGUCCAGUCUUUAUUUUCAAAGCCCUUUGCGCUUCCAUGUUACCGAUGUCACUCUUUUGAAAGAAGCAUUUGUAUGCACGCAACAGUGCCACCUAAUGGUAAAACAAUCCAUUGUUUUAAUUUUAAAUUUUAUUAACCGUUGUUAAAAUGUUGGAUUUGUCUUUUUCUUUAGUUUUGAAUAUUUAUAUAAUCCUUAUUUGCACCGAUCAUCCCAUCAUUUCAAGAUAUCAUUUGACCUUCAAGCAUUAUUAGAUUUGAGCAGUCUCAAAAAAAGUAUAAUUUGGAUGUAGGUAUGAUUCAUUUAGAGGUCCGGUAUUUUGCCAAACCCACUUUUUCUACUAUUUGGGAUGUAAUAUUGGCUCUACAGUGCCUCAGUAAACAUGUGAAAUAUGAAUUCAAAUCGUCCACACAUUCCUGAGUUGCAGACGUUUUUCUGCCGAGAGGCCUGAAAUCAGGUCAUUCGAAUUUCUCAAGAUUAUCUACGUCGCUAGCUAAGAUCUCCACCUACCUCUCCGGUCCGAGCCAGCGCUGUCAACAUAACAAACACGUGUGCUCACACAAGUGGGUCUUCUACAUGGAGACAACCAAUCAGAGGAAAUGGGGCAGUUUUAGCCAAAUAUGGACAAAGCAGAUACAAGACUGGGUCAAAUGGAAGUAGCUGUCGGACACUCGUAUGACAAAACCUGUAUGGUUUUUGAAAUGAAAUUAACACUUUUAUACUAAGUCCAUGUUAGAGUGACUCUAUGAACGUCUAAAUAGCCAAAAUAUGGGACUUUUAAAAUAUAUUUAAUUGCGCUUUACUGUCAGAAAUGGGCUUUUGUCUACCAGCGAUUGUUAAGUUGGCUAGUGGGCCAAUUUCCUAGUUUGUCAAACGCAAAGGGACAGGACAUUUUUUGUAAAGUUAAGGAUGAAUAUUGAUAAGAUCAAAACUGAUGGUAUCCCAAACAACAAAAGCAGGGUUUUGUACAGAACAAAGCAAGAGACAUUGACAAAAAGGCAAAGAAAAGAAAAGAAAAAGACCAUUUCACAACUGAACAUUUAUUCAAGAUUGAUGGAACUCUCAAGAUGUCUGCAGAUAAAAACUGUGAUUUAAAAAAAAAAGAUUUUUUUUUUCUGAUUUUAUAUUGCCAAACUGCUUCUUAAUGUGCAUUUUUUUAAAGUCUUGCAAACUGUGUUUGUUAUGAUUUCACUUAAGCCUUUGCAUAUGCUUUUGUGUACUUGCUGAAACUUCGAUGGAGUUUAACAGAAACAAAACAAAACGUCUUUGUGUAGUGUAGUUUGUGACUUACACACACUUAUUAUUAUGAUACUGUGAUUAUUAUUAUACCUGCGCUUCCUCCAGUUAAACAUGUUUGAAGACAGUUAUGCAUUAUUGGUGUUAAAAUUCAAGGGAAAAUAUUUUUGUUGCACCUUAAAUCCCAAGGAAGUGGUUAAAAAAGAUAAAACAACCAAUAUUUUCUGGGACAGUCAAUGACAGUUGAAUGAAAGAAGUUGAGUGUAAAUGUUUUUGAGUAAUGUAAUUCCUCGUGUUCAUCACUGCAUUUAAACUAGAAACACAGUGCUGUGAAAAAAAUAUUGUCCACUUCUCAAAUUCUAUUUUUUUGCAUAGUUUUCCCACUUUAUGGUUUACGAUCAUCAAACAAAUGUAAAUGUCAUAGAUUACCCAAGUAAACAUACAAUGCAGUUUUGAAAUCCAUCCAGCCGUCCAUUUUCUCAGCCGCUUCUCCUCACUAGGGUGUGCUGGAGCCUAUCCCAGCUAACAUCGAGCAGGAGGCGGGUUACACCCUGAACUGGUUUCCAGCCAAUCGCAGGGCACAUAGAAACAAACAACCAUUUGCACUCACAUUAACACCUACGGGCAAUUUAGAGUUGUCAAUUAACCUACCAUGCAUGUUUUUGGGAUGUGGGAGGAAACCGGAGUGCCCGGAGAAAACCCACGCAGGCACGGGGAGAACAUGCAAACUCCACACAGGCGGGGCUCUAACCAGUCGUCCAGCGUGCCGCCUUAAGUCUUUCAGUUUCUUUUAAUUCACAACAUGGAAAAGAAGACUUAGUAAUGUUGGUGUGAUGUUUUUUGGUCAGUUCCACACCAUGGAUGUGGUAGAGACAGUAGUUGUUUGUAUUAUGUAAAGUAUGUGACACAAUGAUCCACCAGGGAAUGUUUCUUUCCAUUUUAUUUUGUUUACUCACAACUGAAGGUUUCCCAUAACACAGACAACAGUUUUUGUACAUCUGUCAAUCAUUCAUGAAAGUCUCAAACUAAGAGUCUGAAUAAUUGUUUGCUCUGUAAUUUCUAAACAAAUCAACCUAACAUUCUAUAUAUCAUUUUGGGAUAUGUUUUUAGGUUAAAAAAUAAAUAAAAUGUUUUCUCGGUAGGUUGAUUGGGGACUCUAAAUUGCCAUUAGGUGUGAAUGUGUGCGCGAAUGGUUGUUUGUUUCUAUGUGCCCUGCGAUUGGCUGGCAACCAGUUCAGGGUGUACCCCGCCUCUCGCCCGAAGAUUGCCGGGAUAGGCUCCAGCCUGCCCUAGUGAGGAUUAGCGGAACGGAAGAUGAAUGAAUGUUCUCUCAUCUAAAAUGUAUACUGCAGAAUAAAAUGUGAGGGAAAGAAGACUUGAGCCAAUGAGAUAUCUUGGUUGAAUGCAUGUACAGAUGAGAUCCAAAUGUCAAACCUUCAGUUUGUGUACUUCCUGUGAUGCAGAUAGUUGUCAAAGCAGAAAGAUGACACCUAUUAUUCAUAACUGCACCAAAAAGAAACACUCUCCCAAGACAUGUAUGUGCAUAUAGAAUGUUUUUCCCUACAGAGAAUAAUGAUCAUCUCAACAUGCACUGUUUUAGUUGGUGAGUGGCGACAACACAGUUGUGUAAAGUUGUGUCCAAAGCAAUCGGUUCAUUUUGCAAUUACUGAUUCUUCUUGUUGAUGUCGGAAUGACAUGGCUUUUUCUAUCAUCCUGCCUUGUAAUUGUUUGUUUUUGUAUGAUUAAACAUGUAUGUUAAUUUUUAUUGUU
This is a messenger RNA of Phycodurus eques (leafy seadragon), 4710 nucleotides long. Its product is annotated as spindlin-Z-like. NCBI's taxonomy places the organism in Eukaryota, Metazoa, Chordata, Actinopteri, Syngnathiformes, Syngnathidae. Gene Ontology annotation, biological process: gamete generation. The coding region runs from base 271 to 1047 and encodes 258 amino acids. The transcript is spliced from 8 exons. The record is from RefSeq and is a predicted model, not a curated record.